Messenger RNA from Plasmodium fragile, 1539 nucleotides. RefSeq names its product dihydrolipoyl dehydrogenase. Gene Ontology annotation, molecular function: dihydrolipoyl dehydrogenase (NADH) activity; flavin adenine dinucleotide binding. Gene Ontology annotation, cellular component: oxoglutarate dehydrogenase complex; mitochondrion. NCBI's taxonomy places the organism in Eukaryota, Apicomplexa, Aconoidasida, Haemosporida, Plasmodiidae. The record is from RefSeq and is a predicted model, not a curated record. Bases 1 to 1539 code for a protein of 512 amino acids. The transcript has 2 exons.
AUGAACGCAGUUGUGAGCAGAACAAGGGUCGUCUUUUUUCCUGGCCGGAGGCACUUUUCAUCAAAGAAGGACUACGACGUGAUCGUGAUAGGCGGCGGCCCAGGGGGGUACGUGUGCAGCAUCCGGUGCGCGCAGAAUAAGCUGAAUGUCCUUAAUGUGAACGAAGACAAGAAGCUAGGAGGCACCUGCCUGAACCGAGGCUGCAUCCCUUCCAAGUCCCUCCUACACAUUGCACACAAUUAUUAUGAGGCAAAGAAUAAGUUCAAGCAAAGCGGUAUUAUCAUUGACAAUGUACACCUAGAUGUGGAGACGAUACACAAGCACAAAAACAAAUGCAUGGGGAAUCUAGCUGAUGGAAUAACGUACCUGUAUAAGAAGAACAAAGUUAAUCACCUCAUAGGACAUGGAAGUAUCGUAGAUGCCAACUCUGUUUUGGUAAACAGUGAAGGGAAGGAGAAGCUGGUGACGGCAGAACGCAUUGUUAUCGCUACAGGGUCGAAGCCAAUAGAAAUUCCAUUAAAGAAGUUGAAUGAUGAUAAUGCAAAGGAGGCAGAAAAUGUUGAGGACCUUUUACAUUAUGAUCACCAGGUUAUACAAACGUCAGAUGAUAUUCUUAAUUUUAAAAAGAUCCCGAAUAAAAUUUCUAUCAUUGGUGGUGGUGUCAUUGGAUUAGAAAUAGGUUCUGUUUUUGCCAAAAUGGGUUCAGAUGUCACUAUUUUUGAGUAUAACAACAGAUUGUGCACUUUUCUAGAUGCAGAUGUAAGCAAAGUGCUCCAGAAAACACUUGAAAAAAUAAAAAUAAAAUUUGCUUUUAAUACAUCCGUAAUAGGAGGUAACGUAGAAAAUGAGGAAGCCACUUUAUUUGCUCAAAACACAAAGACAAAGGAAAUACAAAAAGUAAAAUCUGAUGUUGUUCUAGUCUGUGUUGGUAGAAGAGCCAAUUUUGACAAUCUUAAUUUGGAAAAAGUGAAUAUCGAGUUGGGAAAAAAUAAAAAGAUUCAAGUCGAUGAGUCCUUCAGUGUUAUAUCCCAUCCAACUAUUAAAGCAAUUGGAGAUGCCGUCGACGGACCUAUGCUUGCACACAAGGCAGAGGAAGAAGGAUACCUCUUGGCCAAUAUCCUAUUCAGCGAAUUGAAGUUAAACAAGCCACAAAAAUCACACAUUAAUUAUGACCUCGUACCAAGUGUUAUAUAUACUCACCCGGAGGUAGCCAGCGUAGGUCUAAAUGAAGAGAGGUGCAAACAAAUGAAUCUCUCAUUCAAGGCUGUUACCUUUCCCUUUGCUGCUAACAGCAGGUCCAGAACAAUUGACGAUUUUGAUGGGCUGAUUAAACUCCUCGUUGAAAAUGACUCUAACAAAAUCCUGGGCUCUCAAAUUAUUGGAAAUAAUGCUAGCGAUUUGAUUCUGCCUUUGUCCAUUUAUGUUGCCAGCGGAGGGUCCUCCAAAAGUCUGAGUGAGAUUAUUUAUGCCCACCCCACCUUCUCCGAGGUCAUCAAGGAGGUCGCGCUACAGUCCUUCGACAAGGCCAUCCACAUGUGA